UUGUAAGUUUCCCUUUUCAAUUCAAUAUUUAUUGCAUGAUCAUCUAUGGUUGUCACAAGCACACAUGAGUUGGAGGGAGGAACUGUUUCAAAUUACGACAGGAAAAGUGAAUUGAAAGAAUUUGAUGAUUCAAAAGCUGGUGUGCAAGGACUUGUAGAAAAUGGUGUCACAAAUGUCCCACAAAUGUUCUAUUGUGAACAAUCUAGUAUGAAUGAUUUUUCAGUCAAUGAUUCAAAUUCAAAUGUUAGUAUCCCUACAAUUGACCUAACAGGAAUCCAUGAUGAUCUUGUUUUGAGAGAUGAAGCUGUGAGAAAAGUUGAAAAUGCAUGUGAGAAGUGGGGAUUCUUUCAAGUAAUAAAUCAUGGAAUUUCAGCUCAUGUUUUGGAUGAGAUGAUCAAAGGAACUUGUAGAUUUCAUCAACAAGAUGUUAUGGUAAGGAAAGAGUAUUACACACGUGAUCCUAACAAGAAAGUUGUUUACGUUUCUAAUUAUAGUCUUUACCAUGAUCCUGCUGCUAAUUGGAGGGACUCACUUGGUUUUUCCAUGGCACCAAAUCCACCAAAAUCAGAAGAAUUUCCCGAAGUUUGCAGAGAUAUUGUGAUUGAAUACUCAGAAAAAGUAAUGGUGUUUGCUUCUACAUUGCUUGAGUUAUUGUCAGAAGCUCUAGGGCUAAACAGAUUUCACCUUAAAGAAAUGGGGUGUGCUGAAGGGUUGAUUGUUCUAUGUCACUAUUACCCUCCAUGUCCUGAACCUGAAUUAACUAUGGGAAAUACCAAUCACACAGACAAUGACUUCAUAACUAUACUUUUGCAAGAUCAUAUUGGCGGCUUACAAGUUCUUCAUGACGAUCAAUGGAUUGAUGUAACUCCUAUCAAUGGAGCUCUUGUCGUAAACAUUGGUGAUCUUUUGCAGCUUGUAACUAAUGACAAGUUCAUUAGCGUUCAACACAGAGUUUUAGCAAAGCAUAUAGGUCCAAGAAUUUCAGUAGCAUCAUUGUUUAGAACAGAUGAUGAAUCAAUAGUUUAUGGUCCAAUCAAGGAACUAUUAUCUGAAGAAAACCCACCACUGUACAGGGAUGUUUCUUUAAAAGACUACUCAACACAAUAUUAUGCAAAGGGCAUUGGAACUUCUGCAUUAUCACACUUCAAAUUGUGAUUAUGAACAACUGCAGGCAUUUCUUAUCGCUUUUGAUUUUAGAUUUUUGUAGUGAACAUUUUUAUGAUUUUAGAUUUUUUCUAGUCGCAUUCACAAAAUAUCCAGUUACACCCAAAUUUUAAUAAAAAUUAAAUAAUCAAAAACCAUUUUUUAUUUCUCUCUAAAUAUUUACCUCACAUCUCUUACAAAAACAUCAUUGAAUAUGUUGACCAAAUACAUUCAAAGAUUGAGUCACAAUAUCUCGUUAAUACUCUAUUGUAUAUAUAAAUAAGUGAAUGUGAUGAGAGAAAGAGUUUCAGGUUAUUUUAUUUUGGAAAUUUAACAGUAUUUGUCAUUUCAGGAUGAUGUAACCAGGUCUUAAAGGACUGCCACUAGUAAAAUUCAUGAUUUUAUUUAGGUA
This is a messenger RNA of Medicago truncatula (barrel medic), 1555 nucleotides long. Its product is annotated as 1-aminocyclopropane-1-carboxylate oxidase homolog 1. The transcript has 4 exons. NCBI's taxonomy places the organism in Eukaryota, Viridiplantae, Streptophyta, Magnoliopsida, Fabales, Fabaceae. The record is from RefSeq and is a predicted model, not a curated record. The coding region runs from base 46 to 1155 and encodes 369 amino acids.